ACCAUGGAGUAGACUCGACUUUGUUGGAGAAUCUGAAGGCAGAGAUUGCUAAGUUCUUCAAGCUUCCAAUGGAAGAGAAGAAGAAAUGGUGGCAGACACCUGGGAACGCUGAGGGAUUCGGACAAGCUUUUGUCGUGUCCGAAGAUCAAAAGGUUGAUUGGGGUGACCUCUUCUACGUGCUCACUCAUCCUCUCCGUCUUCGAAACCCUCGCUUGAUCCCCACCCUCGCUUCUCCUUUGAGAGAAACGAUGGAGCGUUACACGUUUGAUUUAAACAAUUUAUCCACGGCCAUGCUAGGAAAGAUAGCGGAAGCUUUGCACAUGAAAACGGAGGAAAUGACGGUGUUUGUCGGAGAAGGAAGGCAGACGAUUAGGGUUAACUGUUACCCGCCAUGUGAGCUGUCUGACCAGGUCAUGGGACUCACUCCUCACUCGGACUCCACUCUCAUUACCAUUUUGCUUCAGCUCAACGACGUCGAUGGUCUAGAGAUAAGGAAAGGCGGUAAGUGGGUUCAAAUUCAACCCCUCCCGGAUGCUUUCGUUAUCAACGUCGGCGACAUUUUAGAGAUCAUAUCGAACGGAAGAUACUAUAGCAUCGAGCACCGUGUGACGGUGCACCCGGAGAAGGAACGGCUCUCGUUCGCGACGUUCUUCGGCCUGGGGCACGAUGGGGAAUUAGGCCCUGCACCGAGCUUGGUCUCGGAACAAACGCCUGCUAAGUUUACCAGGGUGAAGGUUCAAGAGUUCUACAAAGGUUUGUUCUCUCGUAGGCUUCAGGGGAAAGCUUACAUUGAUACCUUUAGAAUUCAACAGGAUUGA
Hibiscus syriacus is the source of this 818-nucleotide messenger RNA. RefSeq names its product protein SRG1-like. The coding region runs from base 69 to 818 and encodes 249 amino acids. The transcript is spliced from 2 exons. The record is from RefSeq and is a predicted model, not a curated record. NCBI's taxonomy places the organism in Eukaryota, Viridiplantae, Streptophyta, Magnoliopsida, Malvales, Malvaceae.